AUGUUUUUCACCGGCCCCAAGUCGAAGUCAUCUUCGAUGUCCAGAUCAAUAGCGAUCGCGUGCAAUAAUCAGGCUGCAACGUAUAGCUCUGUUCAUAUACCACGCUCAUGUCGAAGCCUCCACCACGCAGCACGACCGCUAUUCCGGCGGACUAUUCACUCACAGCAAUUCCAGCCCUUCGUUCCUCCCGCCCCAGAAUCCCUCGGAAAGCCCAUUCGCGCGAAGACAUACCCACGGGCGCGCAGGUGGCUUCGCCGGCUCUUUUACCUAGGAACCUCCCUCGGCGCAUUAUACUUGGUUGAUGGCCAGUUCAAUGCAUCAUGCGUCACUCGUACUACCCGCACAUUCGCACUGGGUCUCUUCGUUGCCCUGGACUAUAAAAUCAACUUUCGGCCCAAUCCCCCAUUAGCGAAAUCCAUAGCAGCCGUACACGCUCGAAGCGCAGAGCGGUUGUCAGUUCUGCUACGUGAAAAUGGUGGGUUGUACUUGAAAAUUGGCCAGGCAAUUGCCAUGCAAGCCGCCGUGCUUCCGCCGGAGUUCCAGAAAAUGUUCUCACGUAUGUUCGAUGACGCACCCCAGAACGAUUGGAAAGAAGUCGAGAAAGUGAUUAGAGAGGAUUUUGGAAAAUCUGUCGAAGAGGUAUUUGGAGUCAGCUUCGACGGAGAUCCGAGUCGUGGGGUCAUGGAGAGGACUGCCAGAGCCAGUGCUAGUGUAGCGCAAGUUCAUUGGGCUAGGCUAGCGGACGGAAGAGAAGUGGCCAUAAAAAUACAAAAGAGAGAGAUUGCACGGCAGGUAGAGUGGGACCUAUGGGCAUUUAAGGUUAUCUCGUACCUCUACUCCAAAGCUUUUGACAUCCCCUUCUACAGCCUAGUCCCGUUUGUAACUGAACGGCUCUUUUUGGAAACGGACUUCGAAAAUGAGGCGGAUAACGCCGAGCGUAUGUCAAAGUUGAUUUCUAACGAACCACGGCUCCGCAAUAGAGUGUAUAUACCCAAGGUGUACCGUGAGCUUAGCUCCAAACGCGUCAUGACUGCUGAAUGGAUUGAAGGGGUAAGAUUAUGGGACAAGGACUCCCUGACACGGCCCUGGAGAGGAGGUUGGUACCAGGGAAGUCCCGGCUGUCAUGGAGCUCCUCUACAGCCGUCUGACGGUAAAACACCUCCUCGUCGUGCGGGAGGCCCCGCCAUUAUUGAUAAGCUAAAGCCGGAUCGUGACUACUGGAAAGGGAAAAAUGGUCGUGGCGGCUUGGGCUUGUCUUUAAAGGAAGUCAUGACAACCAUGGUAGAUUUAUUCUCCGCACAGAUGUUUCUCUGGGGAUGGCUGCACUGCGACCCACAUCCUGGAAAUUGGUUUGUCCGCCGACAACCUUCUGGAAAGGCUGAGCUGGUUCUCAUAGACCACGGCCUCUAUGUCCACAUGGAUCCGAAAUUCAGGCAUGAAUAUGCUCGAUUCUGGAAGUCCCUACUAACAUUCGAUAACGCUGCUAUUUCUGAAAUAGUCCAGGGUUGGGGUGUUAGAAAUCCAGAUAUUUUCGCAUCACUUACCUUGUUACGACCCUAUGAGGGAGGCGAGCACACCACAUUUAAGCAAUUAGAAGGACUGAGCAAACGGGAGAGAGCCGAACGCCAUUAUGCGGCACAGCAAGCUAUGAGCCAAGCUAUACGUGACUUCCUUGGUGAUGAGACGAAAUGGCCUCACGAGCUCAUCUUUAUAUCCCGCAAUUUCCGUAUUGUCCAGGGAAAUAAUCAAUUUCUAGGAUCUCCAGUGAACCGCAUCAAGAUAACAGGAACAUGGGCAUCCCGUGCCUUAAUAGAAUCCCCAGAUCUCCCACUGUCAGAAAAGAUAAAAAAUUAUGGACGUCACAUCAUAUUCAAGUGCGUCCUGUUUACAUCCGAUAUCUUCUUUUACGUCACCAAGAUCAGACAGAUCUUGGGCAUAGGCGGUGGCAUGGAAGACGAACUUGAAGCCCAGAUGCAGAGUAUAGCAAAGGAUAUGGGCGUUGACCUGAGCCAGCCUGUAUUUAACGGCUAA
This is a messenger RNA of Microsporum canis CBS 113480, 2031 nucleotides long. Its product is annotated as ABC1 family protein. The transcript has 2 exons. The coding region runs from base 1 to 2031 and encodes 676 amino acids. Lineage: Eukaryota; Fungi; Ascomycota; Eurotiomycetes; Onygenales; Arthrodermataceae. The record is from RefSeq and is a predicted model, not a curated record.